GUAGCCGUUGAAUUUUCUUCUUUCUUCCCAAUUCAUCUUCACGCAACGCAUCUCUCUCAACAAUUCUGUUUCUCCUUAAUCCUCCCUCUCCUAACUCUCAGCACAACAAUGCUCGUGUAGCACUCAAAAGUCGUCGUAAUGUCUAACCACCAAAUCAUCAACUACGCUUCUUCUUCUUCUUCUUCUCUCAAAAAGCAUGACGUUUUUCUCAGCUUUCGGGGCGAAGACACACGCCAAGACUUCACAAGCCAUCGACGCUCUCAUCCAAGCAAAACUCGAAAUCUACAUAGACUACAGGCUCCAAAAGGGUGAUGAGAUCUCGCAAGCACUCAUCCAAGCCAUUCAAGAGUCACAAGUAUCCAUUGUCAUCUUCUCACAAAACUAUGCUACCUCCAAAUGGUGCUUGGACGAAAUCACUAUGAUUAUGGAGUGCAAGGAGGGUCAGGGACAGAUUGUUAUACCUGUGUUCUACAAAAUAGACCCAUCACAUGUGAGGAAGCAACGAGGGUCUUUCGAGACAGCUUUUGUGGAACAUGAGGGAGAUCCUAAGAUCACAAAUGAUAGGGUGAAAAAAUGGAGAGAAGCUCUCACAAAAGCAGCUAAUUUGGCUGGCUGGGACUCUCAAAAUAGGACCGAGGCCGAAUUCAUUAAGGAAAUUGUUAAAGAUGUUUUACACAGACUGAAUCUCAUAUACCCAAUUGAGUUGAAAGGACUGAUUGGAAUUGAGGGAAACUAUGCCAAGAUUGAAUCAUUAUUGGAGAUUGGGUCAAGAGAUAUCAGAGUGAUUGGAAUAUGGGGCAUGGGUGGCAUAGGAAAGACUACCCUGGCAAUUGCUUUACUUGCAAAACUGUUUUCUCAAUUUGAAGCUCACUGCUUUCUCUCAAAAGUAAGGGAACAAUCAGAAAAGCAUGGUGUAGAUGCCUUACGCAGAACACUAUUCUCUGAGUUGUUACCGGGAGAAAAUCUUCAUGCACAUGUGCCCAAAGUUGAAUCCCAUUUUAUAACAAGAAGACUUAGACGUAAAAAAGUUUUUAUUGUUUUGGAUGAUGUGGCUUCCACAGAACAAUUAGAAGAUCUAAUAAGUGAUUUCGAUUGUUUAGGACCGGGUAGUAGAGUGCUUGUAACAACAAGAGAUAAGCACAUAUUUGGUUAUGUUGAUGAAGUAUAUGAGGUAAAGGAAUUGAACCACCGUGACUCUCUUCAACUUUUCUGUUUGAAUGCCUUCAGAGAAAAGCAUCCCAAGAAUGGAUUUGAAGAGCUAUCAGAAAGUGUAAUAGCCUACUGCAAAGGAAACCCAUUGGCUAUAAAAGUUUUGGGUGCACGUCUUCGUUCAAGGAGUGAACAAGCAUGGAUCAGUGAAUUGAGAAAGCUCCAAAAGAUUCCUAAUGUGAAAAUUUAUAAUGUGUUAAAGUUGAGUUUUGAUGACUUAGAUCCUAUUGAGCAGGACAUAUUUCUAGACAUUGCGUGCUUCCUCAAAGGAGAAUAUAGAGAUCACAUAAUAAGUCUUCUGGAAGCUUGUAAUUUCUUUCCAGCUAUUGGAAUAGAAGUCCUUGAAGAUAAGUCUCUGAUAACUAUUUCCCGUGAAGAUAAAAUAGAAAUGCAUGACCUGAUACAAGAAAUGGGUUGGAAUAUUGUUUACCAAGAAUCUAUCAAAGAACCUGGAAGACGAAGUCGAUUGUGGGACCCUGAAGAAGUCUAUGAUGUAUUGAAAUAUAAUAGGGGAACUGAAGCAAUAGAAGGCAUAAUAUUAGACGUGUCUAAAAUUGAGGAUCUGCAUUUGAGCUUUGAUUCCUUUACAAAAAUGACUAACAUAAGAUUUCUUAAAUUCUAUUAUGGAGAGUGCACUAGCAGAUGUAAAAUAUACCUUCCUAAGAAUGGUCUUAAGUCAUUGUCUGACAAAUUAAGGUACCUUCAAUGGCAUGGGUACUGUUUGGAGUCUUUGCCAUCAACCUUUUCUGCUAAAUUGCUUGUUGAGCUUUCCAUGCCCUACAGCAACCUUCAAAGGCUUUGGGACGGAAUUCAGAAUCUUGUGAAUUUAAAGGACAUUGACCUUAGAUUCUGCGAAAACCUGGUUGAGGUCCCAGACUUAUCUAUGGCCACAAAUCUCGAAGAUUUAUCUCUUUCUCAGUGUAAAAGUCUGCGUCAAGUUCAUCCAUCCAUCUUGUCUCUCCCAAAGCUUCAAGUUCUAGAUUUAGAAGGCUGCACUGAGAUUCAAAGCCUUCAAACCAACGUUCAUUCAAAAUCUCUCCAAAGCAUCCGUCUCAGCAACUGCUCAUCCCUCAAAGAGUUUUCAGUAUCCUCAGUGGAACUUCAGAGAUUGUGGUUAGAUGGCACAAAUAUCCAGGAACUUCCCUCAUCAAUUUGGCAUUGUGCGAAACUCCAGUUUAUUGACGUACAAGGUUGUAACGAUCUCGAUGAUUUUGGGGACCAGUUAUCUCGUGAUCCAAGAACAGCAUCUUUUAAUAAUGUGGUCCUUUCUGGGUGCAAACACCUCAAUGCAUCGAAUCUGCAUCUUAUUCUCGAUAGUUUGCGGUCUUUAACAUUGCUAGAGUUGGAAAAUUGUUGCAACUUACGAACACUCCCUGACAGCAUUGGUGUGUUAUCAUCAUUACAGCGCUUAAAGCUAGGGGGGAGCAAUGUUGAGAGCUUGCCUGCAAGCAUCAAGAACCUUUCGAUGCUGAGAAGGCUUUAUUUAGAUAACUGCAUGAAACUUGUGUCACUGCCAGAACUUCCACAGUCUCUGUGGUUGUUAAGUGCAGUUAAUUGUACAUCUUUAGUGACAAACUUCACUCAACUGAACAUACCCUUUCAACUGAAACAUGGACUUGAAGAUCGCCCUCAAUCUUUUUUCCUCCCUAUUUCCCAUGUUCCUGACAGUUUCAGCUUUCAUGCUGAAGCGGCUUCAGUAACAAUUCCUCAUCUACCACUUUCUGACUUAUGUGGCUUAAUUUUUUGUGUCUUUCUUUCUCAGUCACCACCACAUGGCAAAUAUGUUUAUGUUGAUUGUUUCAUCUACAAAAAUUCUGAGAAGAUCGAUGGCAGAGGCGCCUCAUUGGGAGAUCAGAAUUUGAUUUUGGAUCAUGUGUUUCUUUGGUUUGUGGACACCGCAAAAUUUGGAGACGAUUCCUUGGCUAGGAGAUUACAAAAAGGUGAAGCGUGUGAUUCUUCCAACGUAUCAUUUGAAUUCUUGGUGGAAGAUGAGGAUGGAGAAUGGUCAACGAAGGGGAUAAAGGGGUGUGGGAUCUACCCCAUUUAUGCCUCUGAACAAAAGGGAUUGGAGGUGGAGUUUGGGGAUAGUUCUAGAGAUAUUGUUGAGUUGGAACUCAAAAGCUCUAAUGAUAUCGAUGAGUUACAAGUCAAAGGAUCUAAACAUGACAAUGAAGAUGACCAGACUGAGAAAGUGCAGCAAGUUAUGCACCAAAGAAUUACUACAGGUUUGCAGCAUGUAAAAGUGGACUCCGAUGAAAAUUCUUCCUGUAACAAUUUCAUAGCUUUAGCAGCGGAUGGUACAAAGAGAAAACCACCAAGUUUCGAGGAAGAGAAUUACUAUAUAACUUCAACACCUGAAAACCAAAUUAUCCUCAUUGACAAUCCAAGUACCUCCAACAUCGAUUCAAAGCAGACUAUUGAAGUGUUAGAAGAAAAAGACUUGGCAAACAAUGAAGUAAACGAAUGUUCUGAUCGAGUCACGUCUGAGAUAUUUCAUGCUCUUGUGGAGAAUGACAACCCCCAUCUUGAACCAGAUUGGGAUCCAAUUACUGAGCUUGAGAGCUUGUUAUUUGAUAGUUAUAAGAGUUUUCCCAUGUCAACUCUCUCAACUACUGUUUCAGAGAUUGAAGUACAGUAUCCAAAUGUGGCAGCUAUCCUUGAAAAAUUAGACACCCUUUUGGAAACCUCCCUUGAAACUAUCUGUUCUGAUGCUGAAGUCAAGCAACAAUGCCAUCAUGUUUUGGAUCAACUUGUCCAAUUUCAAGACCAUGUUCCCAUUAAGCUUCAUCCUGUAAUUAACAAAUUAAAAACUUUCAUUGAAGGUGUUGAUGUCAGGUUUCUGACUGCCCAAAAAACUAUCCAAGAUUAUGAUCAGCUGCUCCAAUCAAGGUCUCUUCUAUCAAAGCAUUUGGAAAGUGCCAAAGCUCGCCAAUACCAAAUUAAUUCAAAAGUCUCUGAAGGUAAAAUACAAUUGGAAAAGAUCAAUUCUGAGAUUGUUGAACUAGAACAAAGGAUAAGUGUUUUGGUUGAGACAAGAGACAGGCUAAAGAGUGCCUUGGACAAUUGUGAUGUUGAAAAUAACAAGUUAAAGAAUCAGGUUGCAAAAUGGGUGCCAAAAUGCAAGACAGUCAUCACAGCUUUGAAGGAGUCCACGAUUUCUUACAAAGUGGCCAUAACCAAUAAGAAGAAAGAUGAAGAUGAAUGGAUUGAUCUGAAGAAAACCUUUGCAGCUAUGAGAUUUGAAUUGCCAUCAAUUUAUACAUAUUUUGACAUUAGGUCAUAGCAAUUUGGUCUUGUUUUACUAUUUUUGGUUAUUUGACACCUUUCUAGGUUGACAAUGGACGUUUGAUUAUUUUUUUGUUGGAUGUUAAUAUUCUCUGCUAAUUGCUAACUGUUUUUAAUUCACACCGACUGAACAAAUUGUUUUUCCAGCUAA
Cajanus cajan (pigeon pea) is the source of this 4645-nucleotide messenger RNA. RefSeq names its product TMV resistance protein N. Gene Ontology annotation, molecular function: ADP binding. Lineage: Eukaryota; Viridiplantae; Streptophyta; Magnoliopsida; Fabales; Fabaceae. Gene Ontology annotation, biological process: defense response; signal transduction. The record is from RefSeq and is a predicted model, not a curated record.